Gorilla gorilla gorilla (western lowland gorilla) is the source of this 930-nucleotide messenger RNA. Its product is annotated as 14-3-3 protein zeta/delta-like. The coding region runs from base 72 to 809 and encodes 245 amino acids. The record is from RefSeq and is a predicted model, not a curated record. The transcript has a single exon. Lineage: Eukaryota; Metazoa; Chordata; Mammalia; Primates; Hominidae.
CACUGCCCAAAGACUGCUGAGCCCCUAUCUGUCCACCGCCACCACCCACUCUGGACACAGAACAUCCAGUCAUGGAUAAAAAUGAGCUGGUUCAGAAGGCCAAACUGGCCGAGCAGGCUGAGCGAUAUGAUGACAUGGCAGCCUGCAUGAAGUCUGUAACUGAGCAAGGAGCUGAAUUAUCCAAUGAGGAAAGGAAUCUCCUCUCAGUUGCUUAUAAAAAUGUUGUAGGAGCCCAUAGGUCACCUUGGAGGGUCGUCUCAAGUAUAGAACAAAAGACGGAAGGAGCUGAGAAAAAACAGCAGAUGGCUCGCGAAUACAGAGAGAAAAUUGAGACGGAGCUAAGAGAUAUCUGCAAUGAUGUACUGUCUCUUUUGGAAAAGUUCUUGAUCCCCAGUGCUUCACAAGCAGAGAGCAAAGUCUUCUAUUUGAAAAUGAAAGGAGAUUACUACCGUUACUUGGCUGAGGUUGCCGCUGGGGAUGACAAGAAAGGGAUUGUGGAUCAGUCACAACAAGUGUACCAAGAAGCUUUUGAAAUCAGCAAAAAGGAAAUGCAACCAACACAUCCUAUCAGACUGGGUCUGGCCCUUAACUUCUGUGUGUUCUAUUAUGAGAUUCUGAACUCCCCAGAGAAAGCCUGCUCUCUUGCAAAGACAGCUUUUGAUGAAGCCAUUGCUGAACUUGAUACAUUAAGUGAAGAGUCAUACAAAGACAGCACGCUAAUAAUGCAAUUACUGAGGGACAACUUGACACUGUGGACAUCAGAUACCCAAGUAAACGAAGGUGAAGCAGGAGAAGGAGUGGAAAAUUAACCGGCCUUCCAGCUUUUGUCUGCCUCAUUCUAAAAUUUACACAGUAGACCAUUUGUCAUCCAUGCUGUCCCACAAAUAGUUUUUUGUUUAUGACUUAUGACAGGUUUAUGUUACUUCUAUU